Cololabis saira (Pacific saury) is the source of this 2562-nucleotide messenger RNA. Its product is annotated as mucin-2-like. The transcript has 2 exons. The record is from RefSeq and is a predicted model, not a curated record. The annotation marks the transcript as partial. Lineage: Eukaryota; Metazoa; Chordata; Actinopteri; Beloniformes; Belonidae.
GCUGCUCAAACGCUCGGGUGUGAUAAAUAAGAGUUUAUGAAGUUUAACUGCAGACUUUAGAGGAGUUUAAGCUGCAGAAUGGACGGAUGUUUGGGGCUCGUCUUCACGCUGGCUUCUCUGUUAGCCUCGUCGCCGGCAGCAGGACAAGCUACAACAACAAAUCCUGCAACGACGACUGGAAUUAGCUUUAGCUCUGCUGCUACUACGACAGGAAUUAGCUUUACCACAACAAAUCCUCCUGAUGCUACUACGACUGGAAUUAGCUUUAGCUCUGCUGCCGUUUCUACCAGUUCAAGUACACACAGUACCAGAACAAAUACUCCUGAUGCUACUACGACUGGAAUUAGCUUUAGCUCAGCCGGGCCUGCAAGUACUUCUAUCAUAGAAACCACUGCAGAAACUCCAGAAAUUACUGUAGAGACUCAAGGACCAGUAUUUACAGAAGUAGUAAGUUCUGCAUCUGCUUCUCCUGCAGAUACUACCAUCAUUUCAGAGACUACUAUUCCAACUAAUUCUCCUGGAAAUACUACCAGCGAGUCGGAGACUAGUACUCCAACUCCAUCUCCUUUGAACACCACUAUUCCAGCUACAAGUCCUUUAUACAGCACUGAAUCUCCAACUACUCCGACUCUUUUAACCACCGAUCCUCUAACUCCUGAAACCGGCGAUCCUACAACACAAGUUCCUGAAACCACCGUUCCUCCUACAACACAAGUUCCUGAAACCACCGUUCCUCCUACAACACAAGUUGUUGAAACUGCCGUUCCUCCUACAACACAAGUUGUUGAAACCACCGUUCCUCCUACAACACAAGUUCCUGAAACCGCCGUUCCUCCUACAACACAAGUUCCUGAAACCGCCGUUCCUCCUACAACACAAGUUCCUGAAACCACCGUUCCUCCUACAACACAAGUUGUUGAAACCGCCGUUCCUCCUACAACACAAGUUCCUGAAACCGCCGUUCCUCCUACAACACAAGUUCCUGAAACCGGCGUUCCUCCUACAACACAAGUUCCUGAAACCACCGUUCCUCCUACAACACAAGUUCCUGAAACCACCGGUCCUCCUACAACACAAGUUCCUGAAACCACCGGUCCUCCUACAACACAAGUUGUUGAAACCGCCGUUCCUCCUACAACACAAGUUCCUGAAACCGCCGUUCCUCCUACAACACAAGUUGUUGAAACCGCCGUUCCUCCUACAACACAAGUUGUUGAAACCGCCGUUCCUCCUACAACACAAGUUGUUGAAACCGCCGUUCCUCCUACAACACAAGUUGUUGAAACCGCCGUUCCUCCUACAACACAAGUUCCUGAAACCACUGUUCCUCCUACAACACAAGUUCCUGAAACCACCGUUCCUCCUACAACACAAGUUCCUGAAACCACCGUUCCUCCUACAACACAAGUUCCUGAAACCACCGAUCCUCCUACAACACAAGUUCCUGAAACCACCGAUCCUCCUACAACACAAGUUCCUGAAACCACCGUUCCUCCUACAACACAAGUUGUUGAAACCGCCGUUCCUCCUACAACACAAGUUGUUGAAACCGCCGUUCCUCCUACAACACAAGUUCCUGAAACCGCCGUUCCUCCUACAACACAAGUUCCUGAAACCACUGUUCCUCCUACAACACAAGUUCCUGAAACCGCCGUUCCUCCUACAACACAAGUUGUUGAAACCACCGUUCCUCCUACAACACAAGUUCCUGAAACCACCGGUCCUCCUACAACACAAGUUCCUGAAACCACCAUUCCUCCUACAACACAAGUUCCUGAAACCGGCGUUCCUCCUACAACACAAGUGGUUGAAUCCGGCGAUCCUACAACUCCUUUAACCAAUGAUCCUACAUCACCUUCUGAAACCGCCGCUACUACAUCACUUCCUGAUACCACCGGUACUACACUUCCUAUAACCUCCGAUCGUAUAUCACCUCCUGAAACCGCCGGUACUACACCUCCUUUAACCAACGAUCCUACAACUCCUGAAACCACCGAUCCUCCAACUACUGAAACCACCGAUCCUCCAACUCCUGAAACCACCGAUCCUCCAACUACUGAAACCACCGAUCCUCCAACUCCUGCAACCACCGAUCCUCCAACUUCUCUAUCCACCGAUUCUCCAACUCCUCUAACCACCGAUCCUCCAACUACUGAAACCACCGAUCCUCCAACUACUGAAACCACCGAUCCUCCAACUCCUGCAACCACCGAUCCUCCAACUUCUCUAUCCACCGAUUCUCCAACUCCUCUAACCACCGAUUCUCCAACUACUGAAACCACUGAUCCUCCAACUCCUCUAACCACCGAUUCUCCAACUUCUCUAUCCACCGAUUCUCCAACUCCUCCAACCACCGAUUCUCCAACUCCAACCACCGAUUCUCCAAUUCCAACCACCGAUUCUCCAACUCCUCCAACCACCGAUUCUCCAACUCCUCCAACCACUGAUCCUCCAACCACUGAUCCUCCAACCACUGAUCCUCCAACUACUGAUCCUCCAACCACUGAUCCUCCAACCACAACUCCUCCAACCACUGAUCCUCCAACCACUGAUCCUCCAACC